Molecule: messenger RNA, 1737 nt
Organism: Penicillium lagena
Lineage: Eukaryota; Fungi; Ascomycota; Eurotiomycetes; Eurotiales; Aspergillaceae
Product: SD08430p
Exons: 2
Coding region: 1-1737 (578 amino acids)
Cellular component (GO): membrane
Molecular function (GO): acetyl-CoA transmembrane transporter activity
Source: RefSeq, a predicted model, not a curated record
AUGACACGCAAGAACGGCAGCCUCACCCGACGGCGCUCCAAACCCAACCUGCAAGUGGCGACCGGCCAGAACGGCCAUGCGAACGGCACGAUGAACACCAACAUCGAAAUGCGCAAGCGGGACACCUCGACGGAGGACUCGUCCCAGCGAACCACCCGCCUCAUGUCUCACGACAACUUCUCCCUCGACGAAGAUCCCCCCGCACCCCAGACGCCCGCCAUGUCCAACACGAGCUUCCACAACCUCCCCACCAGUGACCGGCGCAAUUUCCUGUUGCUGUGUCUGCUGUAUUUCCUGCAAGGCGUGCCCAUGGGUCUGGCCACUGGUUCCGUGCCUUUCCUGCUCAAGCCAUACCUCUCCUACGGUCAGAUCGGCGUGUUCUCGCUCGCCUCGUAUCCAUACUCCCUCAAACUGUUCUGGAGUCCUAUCGUGGACGCGGUCUGGAGCUCACGGUUCGGACGCCGUAAGAGUUGGAUCACUCCGGUCCAAGUCAUUGCCGGUCUGGCUAUGAUCUACCUGGGUGGGCACAUCGGGGACAUGAUGGAGAAGGCUGGGGCGAACGGUGGUGCGGGCGUCUGGAAUUUCACCUACUGGUGGUUUACGCUGGUGUUUUUCUGUGCCACGCAGGAUAUCGCGGUGGAUGGAUGGGCCAUCAGCCUGAUGUCUCCGCCGAAUAUCUCGUACGCUUCGACGGCCCAAACCGUGGGCUUGACGGCCGGCCAUUUCCUGUCGUACACCGUGUUCCUCGCAUUCAACUCGCAAGAUUUUGCCAACAGAUGGUUCCGCAGCACCCCAAGUGAGGGCGGCUUGCUGUCCCUGGGCUCCUACCUCACCUUCUGGGGGUGGUCGUACCUGAUCGUGACUCUUGGUCUGGCCCUGCUGAAGCGAGAGGAACGCAGCAAGGAGCGCGAUAGCAUCAUGGAUGUCUACAAGAGCAUGUGGAAUGUAUUGAAGCUGAAGAACAUUCAGACCAUCAUCUUCAUCCAUCUGAUUGCCAAGAUUGGUUUCCAGGCCAAUGACGGCGUUACCAGCCUGAAACUUCUUGACAAGGGCUUUGGUCAGGAUAACAUGGCCUUGGUGGUGCUGAUUGAUUUCCCGUUCGAGAUCAUGCUAGGCUACUAUGCCGGGAAAUGGUCCACUGAAUAUACUCCGAUGCGUCUGUGGGGAUGGGCAUUUACCGGCCGGCUGGCAGCUGCCAUACUGGCUCAAUUCACCGUCAUCAUCUAUCCUGGUGGCUACGACGAUGCCGUCCCGUUUUGGUACUUGUUGACCGUCAUUUUGGAACAUGUGGUUUCAACAUUCAUGAACACCGUCAUGUUCGUGUCCAUCUCAGCAUUCCAUGCGCGCAUUGCCGACCCUGCCAUUGGGGGAACAUACAUGACCCUCCUAGCAACGGUCUCCAAUCUGGGCGGAACAUUCCCACGGUUCUUCAUCCUCAAGCUGGUCGACCUCCUGACCGUGGCCACCUGCAUCCCUCCGACCGUGGCCCCUCCAGCCUCUAGCCUGAAAGGCGAUCUCAUCACCUCCGCCUUUUCCUGUGCCAUUGAGCCUGAAAAGAACCGCUGCGUCAAUGGCGGCGGCGUCUGUCAAGUUGACCGCGACGGUUACUACCUCACCAACAUGAUCUGCGUACUCAUCGGCACCGUCACUUUUAUCAUGUUCAUCAAGCCGGCUGCUACAAGGCUGCAGAAUCUGCCUCUGCGUGCGUGGCGGUUGGUGGGCAAUGGGCGCGAGUGA